AUGCGGUACCAGAUCACCUCUGGGAACCACAUGGGCGCCUUCCACGUGGAGCCCGAGGUCGGCGCCGUCUUCAUGGGCCGGCCGCUGGACUACGAGACGGAGCGGCGCUACGAGCUCCGCCUGGUGGCCUCCGACGGGAAGUGGGAGAACGAGACGCUGGUGACGGUGCAGGUGGGGAACCGCAACGACGAGGCGCCCGUCUUCAGCCGGACGGAGUACCGCGCCGCCGUGAGCGAGGAGCUCAGCCAGCUGCCCGUGGAGGUGCUGGAGGUGUCGGCUGUGGAUCCGGACCAAGAGGCCGACCAGACCGCCCUGCGCUACUCCCUCCAUGGCCAGGGCGCCGGCGGUGAGUUCACUAUUGACGAGCGCACUGGAAGAAUCUUCGCUCAGCGGCGGCUGGACCGCGAGGAGCGCCCGGCCUGGAGGUUCCUCGUCCUCGCCACGGACGAAGGAGGGUCGGGACUCACGGGGUUCGCCGACGUGCUGUUGGAGGUCACGGACGUCAACGACAACGCGCCCUUCUUCCCGUGCCCGGCGCUGGAGGCGGACGGGUGUUUUGUUGGCCGGGUGGCCGAGAACUCGCCCGCCGGCACAUCCGUCAUGGAGAUGCGCGCCGUGGACCUGGACAUCCCCAACGAGGGCGAGGACGCCGCACUGACCUACAGCAUCAUCAAGAACGUCCGCAACGAGAUCAACCUCGACCUGUUCUCCAUCAACGCCAGCACGGGCACCAUCCAGACGGUGCUGCGGUCGCUGGACAGGGAGGCGGAGGAGCGGUAUCUGGUCGUGGUGGAGGCUCGGGAUGCAGGCGGUCUGACGGGGACGGGGACGGCCACCAUCACGGUUUCAGACGUCAAUGAUCACCCACCAGUCUUCACCCAGAGGCUCUACAGCGCUCAGGUGAGACGACCAACCGUCGAACCUGGAACUGUAAACAAUGAGUCAAUGUGUUGA
This is a messenger RNA of Gasterosteus aculeatus aculeatus (three-spined stickleback), 954 nucleotides long. NCBI's taxonomy places the organism in Eukaryota, Metazoa, Chordata, Actinopteri, Perciformes, Gasterosteidae. The record is from RefSeq and is a predicted model, not a curated record.